Lycium ferocissimum is the source of this 2735-nucleotide messenger RNA. RefSeq lists its product as uncharacterized. NCBI's taxonomy places the organism in Eukaryota, Viridiplantae, Streptophyta, Magnoliopsida, Solanales, Solanaceae. Gene Ontology annotation, molecular function: identical protein binding; CTP synthase activity. Bases 385 to 2184 code for a protein of 599 amino acids. The record is from RefSeq and is a predicted model, not a curated record. The transcript is spliced from 22 exons. Gene Ontology annotation, biological process: pyrimidine nucleobase biosynthetic process; CTP biosynthetic process.
UGAGGGGGUGGCAGGGGCAGGGUUUGGAGAGGUUUUAGAAUUUUGAUAUUCCCUUUCUUCUUUCUCUAUCAGCCUCCACCCUCAUAUAUUUUACUAUAUAAAGCCGCCAUUGCUUCUUCUCACCCCCCAUUCUCUCAUCCAUUCUUUUCCUCCCUCCCUCCCUCCCUCCCUCAUUCAUAUUUUCCCUUCUCCCUAUCCCCUCUCUCUUUUGUGUGUUCGCUCAUGCUUUUUGCACCUCCUUCCUUUUUUCCCUCUUGUAUGAGAAAGAACGCCUUUUAGUGGAUAAGGUUGGUUGGAUUCAUACUAUUCUUAAUUUGGGAAACAGUUUCCUUGGCUAAGUCUUUUCCUUAGACUCUUGUUAGUGGAGGUGAAGCAUAUACAAAGAUGAAAUACGUGUUGGUGACAGGUGGAGUUGUUAGUGGGCUGGGCAAAGGAGUCACUGCAAGCAGUAUUGGUCUUAUUCUUAAGGCUUGCGGUCUUCGUGUUACCUGCAUUAAGAUUGAUCCUUAUUUGAACACUGAUGCUGGCACAAUGUCUCCUUUUGAGCAUGGAGAAGUAUAUGUCUUGGAUGAUGGUGGAGAGGUGGACCUGGACCUCGGAAACUAUGAGCGUUUUCUAGGUAUUAAGUUGACCCGCGACAACAAUAUAACUACGGGAAAAAUUUACCAGUCUGUUAUUAAUAAGGAGAGAAGAGGGGAUUAUUUGGGAAAGACUGUUCAGGUUGUCCCUCACAUUACAGAUGCGAUUCAAGAGUGGAUAGAACGUGUGGCUGUCAUACCAGUUGAUGGCAAGGAUGGUCCACCAGAUGUUUGUGUCAUAGAACUGGGUGGCACAAUAGGAGAUAUUGAAUCAAUGCCAUUUAUUGAAGCAUUAGGACAGUUCUCAUAUCGUGUAGGUGCUGGUAAUUUUUGCUUGAUACAUGUCAGUCUUGUGCCUGUUUUGAGUGUAGUUGGUGAGCAGAAAACAAAACCUACUCAGCACAGUGUUAGAGGUUUGAGAAGCCUGGGAUUGACUCCCAACAUUUUAGCAUGCCGGAGCACAAUGGAACUUGAUGAGAAUGUCAUAGAGAAAAUUUCCCGGUUUUGCCAUGUUCCGGUAGAUAGCAUUAUUACUCUUUAUGAUGUCUCAAACAUUUGGCGCAUUCCUUUGCUUUUAAGAGAGCAGAAGGCACAUGAAGCAAUUCUGAAAGUCCUGAACUUAAAAGGUGUUGCGCGAGAACCUGCCUUGGGAGAAUGGACAUCUCGGGCUGAACUCUGUGACAAGCUACACGAGCCUGUUAGAGUAGCCAUGGUAGGAAAGUACACUGGGCUUUCAGAUGCGUACCUCUCUGUACUGAAGGCUCUUGUGCAUGCCUGUGUAGCUUGCCACAGGAAACUUUGUAUAGAUUGGAUUGCAGCCAGUGACCUUGAGGAUGAAACUUCCAGAGAGAAUCCUGAGAAUUAUAGAAGUGCUUGGAAGUUGUUGAAGGGGGCAAAUGCUAUCCUAGUCCCUGGAGGAUUUGGUGACAGAGGUGUGGAGGGUAAAAUCCUCGCUGCUAGAUAUGCCCGUGAAAACAGGAUUCCUUUCCUUGGUAUAUGUCUAGGAAUGCAAAUUGCUGUUAUUGAGUUUGCUCGAUCUGUUCUUGGAUUGCUAGACGCAAACAGUACAGAAUUUGAUCCCAACACUCAGAAUCCAUGUGUCAUUUUUAUGCCGGAGGGUUCAAAAACUCAUAUGGGUGGUACGAUGCGUCUUGGAUCUAGGAGAACAUAUAUUGAAGUUGCCGAUUGUAGAUCUGCAAAAUUAUAUGGAAACCAGAGCUUUGUAGAUGAGAGGCACCGACACAGAUAUGAGGUGAACCCUGACAUGGUGCAGCAACUUGAAGAUGCUGGUCUUUCUUUCACUGGCAAAGAUGAAAGUGGUCGCCGCAUGGAGAUUGUUGAGCUGCGGAAACAUCCCUACUUCAUCGGAGUGCAAUUUCAUCCAGAAUUUAAAUCAAGGCCAGGAAAACCUUCUGCCCUGUUCCUAGGGCUUAUUGCCGCAGCAACUGGGCAGCUCGAAACUUUGUUGAAGAAGGGUGUUCCCCAAACAUGGGGGUUGAGCAAUGGUACAUCAGGACUAAAAUCACAUCGAUAUGUCAAUGGGACAAAGCUUGCUAAUGGAUCAUUAGAUGGCAUUUGCUGCAAUGGAAAUGGUAUACAUGUCUAAAGGAAACAGUAACUGACGUUGUGGGCGCUUGGCCCUGAGUUUCUUACAAUUUUGCUACUGCAUUUCUUCUAUUUGGUAUGUAUAGGCAUACGAGAGCAGUAGGUUUUUACAGCUUCUCUAAUUAAGGCUAUAAAGGGUAGAGCUGGAUUCCGGUCUUUUUAUACGGAACAGCCCAUCGGAGCUGCAGCACUCUUGUGGAAAUGAGAGGGACAAUGCUAUUACGUUCAAAUCUGAUUUCAUCUGGGAUGUACAUUAGAGUGCUAGCGAAAGAUUGGAGUCUGGUUUGUGUCCAGUUUGUAUUCAGCUAUAUAGCUUUCCUACUAUACAUGGGACGUUGUAGGAAAGCUGAAUGAAACUUGCGGCUGUAAACCAGCAAAGUAGCUUGAUAGAAGGUAUUGAAGCUGCGGCUGAAUAGAAUGUGUUUUUGGUUAUUUUGUAUCUUUUUCCUUUUCGAGGAAUGGAUUCUGUUUUUCAGUCCUCUAGACUUCUUAUUUGUAACCGUUCUACGCUAUUAAUUUUUAAUUUUAAUGCUCUCCAUUCUGCUGCGAAAA